AUGUUUUUCCAGACAACAGUUCCGUGUCCAACAAUUGAAUAUUUCCAACAUCCAAUAUUUGUACUAUCCCUAGACAACACUUUGAAUAGUAUAGGAAUCGGAAUCAUCAUAAUUGCCGCUCUUUCUCAAUCCCUAUUCUUCUCAAUUCACUCAAUCCAUCAUCUCAAAAAUAUCUCAAACUUUAUCUCGAAAAACACGCAAAAAUUGCAAAAAUCCGUGUUCACGGCGAUUUCGCUGCAAGUUUUGACGACAACCGCAGUUGCUAUAAUUCCAGCUUCAUAUUUUGUGGUUUCAAUUCAAGCUGAUUAUUAUAAUCAGGCUAUAAAUAAUUUCUGUAUUAUUCUAUUUUCGAUUCAUGGAUUUUUGGCGACGAUUUCGAUGUUGAUAUUUCACAAAUAUUAUCGGACUUUUAUUUUGUCUUGUUUUUAUAACAAGAAAAAUGAUGUGCCAAAUCCAUCGUUCACUAUAGUUUUGAGACAUUCACAAGUAUCCUGUAAAUGA
Messenger RNA from Caenorhabditis angaria, 501 nucleotides. The record is from the annotation of a GenBank genome assembly. NCBI's taxonomy places the organism in Eukaryota, Metazoa, Nematoda, Chromadorea, Rhabditida, Rhabditidae.